Leptosia nina is the source of this 1698-nucleotide messenger RNA. The record is from the annotation of a GenBank genome assembly. Lineage: Eukaryota; Metazoa; Arthropoda; Insecta; Lepidoptera; Pieridae.
AUGUGGUUGUCAGUGGACAUCGGUGUGGAGGCAUCGCGGGCUGCGCCUUGCUCUCGGGGCAAACACUCCGCGACACUCCUGGGGGGAUAUGUGUAUGUGCUGGGCGGGCGCGGUGCCGGUGGGUGCGUUCCACUCAGGGACUUCUGGAGAUAUUGUCUUGGAAACGGUCGUUGGGAGAGGCUGGAAGCGAGAGGGGAGCCACCUCCUGCCCUGCAAGAGCAUACGGCGACAGCACACGAAAGCCGACUGUACGUGUUUGGUGGCGAAGCUGGUGCGCUGUCCAACGAAACACCGCUCUGGAUUUAUGAUACAGAACUAAAGAUCUGGCGAAAGCUAGCAGGCCAGACGAGCAACUAUUCGACCGUGCGCCGACGCAGCACCCGUGAAUCCCGCAACGGGAACAUCCCACGUGGUCGGCGAGGCCACUCCGCCCACGCGCUUAAGGACUGUCUUCUUAUCUAUGGCGGAUAUAGGGAUUUGAGGGGAUCCACUAAUGAAUUGUGGGCGUUCCAUUAUGAAUCCGAAACGUGGCAACAGGUGCGCACGGCCACCAUGGGGCCGGCGCGGCACCGCCACGCAGCUGCGUUGUACGACGCGCGUCUCUACGUGCACGGGGGACAAUGCGAUCUGAAAGACUGCGCCGAUCUUUGGCACUAUGACACCAUAUCUCGAGUAUGGACGCAAGUUCGAACCCCCGCUAAAACCUCGCCGAGCGCCCGUAGCGGCCAUGCUGGCCUUCGCGCCGGAGCACAUCUCUACAUCUUCGGAGGGGAAGCCAAUGGACACCCGACAAAUGAACUGUGGCGGUUUCACUUCGCAUCGGAAACCUGGGAGAGAAUCCUGCAGAGCGUGAAAUGGCCGUCCGCACGUAUAGACGCACGCGCGCUCCUAAUCAGCGGAGCACCGCCGCGCGCGCACUCCGCCCCCGCGGCACCCGUCAAGCACCGUCCAGAGCCGCCCCAAGGGUUUCUCCGAGAGAUCUCUAAGCUCUCUUCGUUCCACAUCCGCCGCGCCGCUCGCUGCUCCUAUAGCGUCCUCGGAGACCAAGACUCCACCGAGAGCCUCAUUAGGGAGUCCCGCUCUCUCUCUAAAUCUCGCUCCGCCUACAUUAUCGACGAACGUCAACCGGCGGACGGCGGUGAGAGUCCAAAAGAAGGAACCGUCCCGGAAGAGUGUCGAAACGUUUCCCGCGAACCCAUAUCCGUCCCCAACUUCGCAGACAUGGUCCUCCCCACUCCUGUCCUAUCUCCCAUCGAAGCGACCAAACUGGUCUACCUAGACUCCGAGGAGGAGGAAGAUAUGAAGCCCAAAAACGGAAUAGAGAUGACGACUAUAAUCCCGAAGUCGGCGUCUGUGAAGUUCACCAAAAUACCGGUGACGGAUAAAGUGGAAGAUGAAGGUGAACUAUCUACAUCGGAUUACGCGAGCGCGGAGAAAGUUAACAGGCCGAACAGGGCCUCUUUGGGCUUCAGCAACCCCCACUACCUCGGCCCGGAUGUGAGAACCCUCGGGACGGCCGUCACCCCGGAUUCUGGAACGGGCGAUAUUGAACUCCAGGACUUGAGCGAGCGGAGAUCGAGGAGCGUCCCCAGAAACGGAGAAACCCAACUGUAUUUACUGCUAGUCGGAGGGAAGGAGCCCCCGCACGUGGCGUUGCUGCAGAGUCCGCUGUCCAUGUGGACAUACCGGUUGCUCUAA